This is a messenger RNA of Microplitis mediator, 3767 nucleotides long. RefSeq names its product tropomodulin (gene tmod). The record is from RefSeq and is a predicted model, not a curated record. Lineage: Eukaryota; Metazoa; Arthropoda; Insecta; Hymenoptera; Braconidae. Bases 198 to 1688 code for a protein of 496 amino acids. Gene Ontology annotation, molecular function: tropomyosin binding. Gene Ontology annotation, biological process: myofibril assembly; pointed-end actin filament capping. Gene Ontology annotation, cellular component: myofibril. The transcript has 10 exons.
ACCAUUUUUUUAUAAAUUAAUUAACUAAUUAAUAUUCGUAACUUUUUUUUUUUUCACUUAAAUUUUAUUUAAAUAUCAAUUUUAAAUUCAAAUAAUUAAGUAACGAGUCUACAUCAUUUCAAUUUUAAAUUCAGUGACUUGUGCGGUUUUUGUAUUUAUUUAUAUUUGAAUAUUUAGUGAAGUUUAUUAAAAAGUGAAUGAUAGAUUCAAAUAUGGAAGUGUCGGAAACGUCUGUAAAUGACAAUGAUGUUGAUCAAUUAAAAAUGGAGAAUAAUAAUAAUGAGGAUAAUAAUGAUGAAGACGAUGAUAGUGAAAAGUUAGAAAUGGUACAAGAUGUCAAAGAAGAUGUUGAUGUUAAAAUUGAACCUAAAGAAACGGUACUCGAUGAAGAUGGUGCGACAGUUGAAGAAACUUAUGAAAUUACAACUACUAGACGUAAAACUACAACUACUACAUACAAAAUCCAGGAAACUUCAGCGUCACACAAAACGACGACGAUGACAACAGCCGCUAAAUUAUAUGGCAAAGAUUUGAGUGAAUAUGAUGAUGUUGACGUUGAUGAACUUUUAUCUCAGUUGACGCCAGAGGAAAUAAAUAUUUUAGCUAAAGAAGUUGAUCCUGAUGAUAGUUUUAUGCCACCAUCACAAAGAUGUAGUUACGAGUGUGACAAAACCCCAACGGGCCCACUAAACCGUAAAAAAUUAAUUGAACACAUCAAUAAACAAGCACUUGAGACUCCAGAUAUCCCUGAAUUGAAACCAUACGUACCUGGUAUCGUUCGUGGUAAAAAGUGGGUACCACCACCAAAAGAAAAUCUCAAAGAAAAAGAAGCUGACGAACAAAUAUCAAUAGAUUUAGGUGACGAGUAUGAGCAGGCAUUGUCAUCAGCAACACAAGAUGAAAUAAUUGAUUUAGCUGCUAUCCUUGGAUUUCAUUCAAUGAUGAACCAAGAUCAAUACCAUGCGUCUCUUUUGAAUUCCGGCCAGCCAGUUGGUCUAGGUUGGGACGGUAUUACUAAAGCGAGCCAGCCUAAAGUAUUUCCUAUGGACCCACCAAAUGACACUGAUGUUGAUCAAUCAAUAAAACAAGUUCAGAAUAAUGAUAUUAAUCUUAUUGAUCUUAAUUUAAAUAACAUUAAAAAUAUAUCUGACGAACAAUUCUUCAAAUUAUUUGAAGCACUAGAAGGUAAUACACAUUUGGAAUCAUUGAGUUUAACAAAUGUCUGUCUGACUGAUCGGACCGCACAAAGAUUAGCCGAAGCGAUGGAAAAAAAUUCAACAUUAAGAAUACUAAAUGUGGAGACUAAUUUUAUCAGCCCAACAGUGAUGGUCAGGCUCAUUCGGGCAUUACUAAAGACACAAUCUAUCGAAGAAUUCCGUUGUUCGAAUCAGAGAUCGCAAGUGUUGGGUAAUAAAAUAGAAAUGGAAAUAACACAACUGGUUGAACAAAAUCCAACUUUAUUACGAUUGGGUUUACAUCUUGAAUUUAAUGACGCGAGACAUCGUGUUGCUGCACACUUACAACGUAACAUCGAUAGGAUACGAAAAUCCCGUCUUGAAGGAUCAUCUGAGAUCAACGACAUGUCUCGAUCAUCAAUGACAAAGGAUUCACACAAAAAUUCAAGUUACAACAACAAAGAAUCAACCGGAAAAUCAUCAACCAACCAUGAAGAUCAUCACGAACGAUAAAUAUUUAAAAUAAAAAUUUCACAUAAUUACUCUUUAUUUAAGUAACCUCACACAAAUUAAAUCAUUUAUAACUCAAAGAAAUGCCCAAAUGUUGUUAAUUAUUAAUUACUCCACAAGCUAAUCACGCAAAAGUUUAAACUCUACCAAAUAAAAUUUUUUACUCACUAUAAUAACUUAAAAAACAAAUCGUGCAAAAGAAAUGGUCGUUUUAAAAAAAAUAAAAUCCUUUUAUAUUAUUUAUAAAACAAUUAAGACAUGUCAUUUACUAAUUACUCUAUUAAACUUUUAUUAUAAUUAUUAUAUUAAUAAUAAUAAUGACUAUUAAUAUAUAAAUAAAGUAUUUAAUCAUUAAAUAUUAAUGAAUAAGUUUAUUAUUAGUGCUGCUAUUUACCAAUUAAUUAAUUAAUUAUUUAAUUGAUUAAUUAAUUAAUUAAUUAAAAGAUAAAAUAUAAUAAAUAAUAAAGAAAUAAAUCUGUAAAUAUUGACUUAUAAUUGCUGCGUUUUAAUGAAUGCUGAAUUUAAAAUCUUAUUUUAAUAAUUAAUUUAUUAAAUUAAUAAAUUAAUUAUUAAAAUUUUUAUUAUUUUAGGUUGUUUUUAAUUAUUUUAAAUAAAUAUAUACCAGUAAAUAUAUGUGUGAUUGUCUUAUUAAUUAACGUGAGAAUGUUUUAAUUAUUAAUUAAUUAAUUGGUUAAUUAAUUAUUUACUUUAAUUUUUUUUUUUUUUUUUUUUUUGAAAUAAGAAAAUUUCGAAUGAAUGAAAAAGUAUGAAUGUGAGUAAAAAAACUAAAUUACGCUUGUAGUUGAAAGAGCAAUUAAAAUAAUUUUGAAUACAAAUAUAUAUAUAUAUAUAUAUAUACUCAUUACUCAUGACACGUGAAUUAAAUUAUAAUUACAGGGGACCGAGUUUCAAAUAAAAUAAUUUUUUUUUUCCAUAUUGAAGAAUUUUCAGUACAUUAAUAUCUUCAUAUAUUUAAAAAAAAAAAAAAUCAUAUAUAUUAUGAGUGAAGUUUGAAUUCCUGACAGUACUUGUUAAAAUUCUUUGUACUUUAAAUUACUGCGCGUUAAUUUUAUAAAAUGAGAAUACUCGAUUUGAAAGUAAUUAUAAAAUUUCACUCAAUUAAAUCAGCAAGUGAACAAAAAGUCUCAACAAAAAGGUUCAUAUUAAUGACCUUCAAAAUAUGCGACAAUUUUUAAUUGUGCGUUAAUGAUUUAUUUUAAAUUUAAAUCUAAUUUUCACUCUGACGUUUUUGAUCCGUUCUGAUAUUAAUUAAAAAAAAAAACUUGUAAUUAUUUUUUUUAAAUGUUCAAGCCAGAAAAAUUCUCAAACCGAAUUAUUUUUGUUCAAAAUUUCAUGCAAAAGUACUCAGGUAAAAAUUUUGAUCUUGAAAAAAUAUUCAAUUCAAAGUUUAAAAUUUUCCUGAAUUUUGAAAUUCACUGUUAAGUUUAUGAAAAUUAAAAAAAAUAUUUUUUUGAACAGAAAUUCAAACAGAAAAAAAUAUGUGCUGCGAAUUUUACCCUCGAUCCGUUUAAACGAGACGAUUUUUACUCAAAAUGAUCGGCGUCGUCGAGUUACUGGCGACUGAUGGAACGAAAUCUAAUUCGCGGCACAUUUUUUUUUAAAAUUCACAUAUAAUUGAUUCAAUUAAAAAAAUACUCUGUCUACUAGAUCAAAUAAUUUUCGGUCCCUUGAUGUUAAAAAUUUAAUAGACUACGAAAUUAAUUUAUUUUAUUAACGAGUAGUGACGUUAAUUUAUUAAUUAUUAUUUUAAAAAAUGAUGUAAUUUUACUUUACAUUAUCAUUAUUAUAAAUUAUAAAUAAUAUGGGCCUAUAUAUAUUUGCACACAAAAUGCCAGAACAUAAAAUAUAUAUAUACGUGAUAAAAGGAAUUUAAAUAAUAUAAUAAAAAAAAUAAAUGCGAUUAAGUUAUGAAUAAAAAUGAAUAUGCACGCGUAUGAUAAUUUAAGUUUAAUAAAAAGCCUUGUUAGCUUUACUAUUAUUAUGAUUAUUAAUAUGUAAUGAAUAAUAUAAAUAUUAUUAUUAUUGUAACACGAAAAAAUUUAAUAAAUGAAUAAAACUUUA